AUGCUUGUUCAAGCCAAGCCGACACUGCUCAGUGCAGUGUUUGCUGUCCUCUCGCUCUUGUCCAUUGUACUGCUGUUCUCCUCGUCGCCGUACGCCGGUACGGGCGUGGCAGCGCAGGACAAGCGCAGUGAGUACGGAACUGUCAUCGGCAUUGACUUGGGUACGACAUACUCGUGUGUGGGUGUGCAGCGUCAAGGCCGUGUUGAGAUUAUUGCCAACGACCAGGGUAACCGUAUCACUCCCUCAUACGUCGCUUUCUCGAAGGAUGACGAACGUCUCAUUGGUGAUGCCGCGAAGAACCAAGCCGCCCAGAACCCCGACAACACGAUCUUUGACGCCAAGCGCCUGAUCGGUCGCAAGUGGGGUGAGGCUGACGUGAAGAAGGACAUGAAGCACUUCCCGUUCAAGCUCGUUGAGAAGAACGGCAAGCCAGCUAUCAAGGUGACGGUUCGUGGCCAGCCUAAGGUGUUCACGCCGGAGGAAAUCAGCGCCAUGGUGCUGCAGAAGAUGAAGGAGACCGCUGAGGCUUACCUGGGCCACAAGGUCACCCACGCUGUCGUUACUGUGCCGGCCUACUUCAAUGACGCCCAGCGCCAGGCCACCAAGGACGCCGGUACGAUCGCAGGUCUCGAGGUCCUCCGCAUUGUGAACGAGCCCACCGCGGCUGCCAUCGCCUACGGUCUGGACAAGAAGGAGGGCGAGUCGCAGAUCAUUGUGUAUGACCUGGGUGGUGGUACCUUUGAUGUCUCGCUUCUGACCAUUGACUCGGGUGUGUUUGAGGUGCUUGCUACGGCUGGUGACACUCAUCUCGGUGGUGAGGACUUUGACAACCGCGUGUCGGAAUACAUCCUGAAGCAGUUCAAGAAGAAGGAGGACCUGGAUGCCUCCAAGAACAAGCGCAGUGUCGGCAAGCUGAAGCGUGAGGUCGAGCGCGCUAAGCGCACUCUGUCGAGCCAGAUGAGCACCAAGAUUGAGAUCGAGAGCUUCUUCGAGGGCAAGGACUUGUCGGAGACUCUUACUCGCGCCAAGUUCGAGGAGCUCAACAUGGACCUCUUCCGCCGUACCCUCAAGCCUGUCGAGCAGGUGCUUAAGGAUGCUGGUGUCAAGAAAGAUGAGAUUGACGAUGUUGUGCUUGUCGGUGGUUCGACUCGUAUUCCCAAGGUUCAGCAGAUGCUCAAGGACUUCUUCAACGGCAAGGAGCCCUCGAAGGGUAUCAACCCUGACGAGGCUGUGGCCUGGGGUGCUGCCGUUCAGGGCGGUGUACUUACUGGCGACGAGUCGCUCGGCGGCGUGGUUCUGAUUGAUGUGAACCCCCUUACUCUGGGUAUUGAAACGACGGGUGGUGUCAUGACCAAGUUGAUUCCCCGCAACACGGUCGUCCCGACCAAGAAGAGCCAGAUCUUCAGCACGGCUGCGGACAACCAGAACACUGUCUUGAUCCAGGUGUUUGAGGGUGAGCGUUCGAUGACCAAGGACAACAACAUGCUCGGCAAGUUUGAGCUUACCAACAUUCCUCCUGCUCCUCGCGGUGUUCCUCAGAUCGAGGUCACGUUCGAGAUUGACGCUAAUGGUAUUAUGCGUGUGUCGGCUGCCGACAAGGGCACUGGCCGCAGCGAGUCGAUUACCAUUGAGAACGACAAGGGCCGUCUCUCGCAGGAGGAGAUUGAGCGUAUGGUUGCCGAGGCCGAGGAGUUCGCUGAGCAAGAUGAGGCAAUCCGCAAGCGUGUCGAGGCUGUCAACUCUUUCCAGAACUUUAUCGCUACGAUGCGCAACCAGAUUACCGACAAGGAAGGACUGGGUGGCAAGCUGGACGACUCGGACAAGGAGACGAUUCAGCAGCACAUUAAGGAGGCCGAGGCGUGGAUGGAGGAGAAUGGCGAGAACGCCGAGGCGCAGGACAUUGAGGAGCAGCUCAACGAGCUCCAGGCUGCCAUCAACCCUAUUACUGCUAAGCUCUACCAGAGCUCUGGUGGUGCAGGUGGCGCUGACGAGCCGCUGGACUACCACGAUGAGCUCUAA
This is a messenger RNA of Malassezia sympodialis ATCC 42132, 2019 nucleotides long. It is a transcript of the gene KAR2, whose product is annotated as Hsp70 family ATPase KAR2. The record is from RefSeq and is a predicted model, not a curated record. Gene Ontology annotation, molecular function: ATP-dependent protein folding chaperone; ATP binding. NCBI's taxonomy places the organism in Eukaryota, Fungi, Basidiomycota, Malasseziomycetes, Malasseziales, Malasseziaceae.